Molecule: messenger RNA, 1356 nt
Organism: Zingiber officinale
Lineage: Eukaryota; Viridiplantae; Streptophyta; Magnoliopsida; Zingiberales; Zingiberaceae
Product: phosphatidylinositol transfer protein 3-like
Exons: 6
Coding region: 237-1181 (314 amino acids)
Molecular function (GO): phosphatidylinositol transfer activity
Source: RefSeq, a predicted model, not a curated record
AUCCAUGAAUUUGUCCGCAAGUGGUGCCUGUCCCCGCACGUGAAGCACAUGUUGGCCGUCGGAUGGUUGAUCGCAGCACAAAAAUCCCGUGUAAUAUAGCGAUGUUCCCCGAGUCAUUGACUCAUUUCCAGGGGCGACGGCAUCGCUUGACUCAAUUCUCGCCGGCGAUCCAUCUCUCCGUCCAUCGCUUUCGCCUUCCGUCUCUGGAUUCUUAGGAAGGAAAUAUACGACGAGUGAUGAGUUCUGUUGACUCUGGCAUGAAUUUUUCAGAAAAACAAUCUUUUUCUGAAAAACAAAGGGAAAAGAUAAAUGAGGUAAGAGCAUCACUGGGUUCACUGCCAGAUAAGUUACGUCUUUAUGCUUCUGAUGUAUCAAUUGCAAGAUAUUUAACAGCAAGAAACUGGAAUGUUCAAAAAGCAACUAAAAUGUUAAAAGAGACCUUGAAGUGGCGACUUGAAUAUGAACCAGAAAAAAUUCAUUGGGAUGAAAUAGCAAGUGAAGCUGAAACUGGAAAAAUUUACAGAACAAGUUUCUCGGAUAAAUUAGGAAGGAGCAUUCUUGUCAUGAGACCUCGAUGUGAGAACUCAAAGUCAAUCAAGGGAAAGAUUAGAUACUUGGUAUACUGUAUGGAGAAUGCCAUAUUGAAUCUUCCAUCUGAUCAGGAGCAAAUGGUGUGGCUCAUUGAUUUCAAAGGAUUCGACCUGUCAAAUAUAUCAAUCAGAACAACCAAAGCAACAGCUGAUGUAUUGCAAAAUCAUUACCCUGAAAGAUUGGGCUUAGCCAUACUUUACAACCCGCCAAAGUUCUUUGAACCUUUCUGGAAUAUUGCGAAACACUUGCUCGAACCAAAGACCUAUAGAAAAGUAAAGUUCGUAUACCCAAAUGAUGACAACUCCAAAAUGAUCAUGGAAGAGUUCUUCAAUAUGGAUGAAUUAGACUGUGCAUUUGGAGGAAAUAGCCAAGUGGGCUUCAACAUUAAUGAUUAUGCUGCUAGGAUGAGAGAUGAUGAACAGAGAAUGCCCUUCUUCUGGUGCCAAGAAAAUGGUUCAUCCCCAGAAAAAUCUGCAACUUUAGAUGAUAAUUUUAGUGCUGGAAAUUGUGAAUCAGAACCAGAUUCCAGAGGAACAACAGAAAAUGGCGUUGUUGGUUCAAGCAACACCAUAGGUACUUCAUUGCCUUAAAUAAUUUCAGGGAGUGGAAAUGAUCAGUUGUUUCAAUGUAAUCCAACUGAUAGAAAUCUUUGCUUUAACAUUUUCAUGUUUCUGGACCAAAUAUUCAAAGUUAUGAGCAUGAAAUACAAUUGUUGCUUGCUACUACUCUUAGAAUAAAUUUGACUGAGUCUUUCUUUUUCCUACU